AUGCUCAAGUUCAGAUUUGAAGAACUAGAAAAGAAAAAUAAAAUAGAUACUGCUAAGCUUACUGCCGAAAAUGCUGAGCUUAAAGAUAGACAAAAAGGAUUAUUAUCUAUUCCGUCGCCUAUUGAGGUCUAUUCUGAAAAGGAAAAAAACAUUACUCCUAGCUUGACAAUACCUGAAUCAAUAACAGAACCUGAAAUAUCCGAAUCUUCUUUAUUGCAAGAUACUAUCAAUGACGACUCAAUUGAGAUUCUUGAAUUUCCAAUACAAAACACCUCUUCCCCUUCUGAUAUGCAAAAUGAGGUAAAUUCUAUAACCACUCCCUCUAUCCUAUUAACUCAUAUCUCUACUCACUCUGUGACUGCCUCCGGCAAUUCGGAAGAUAUGGUAAGUGAGAAUGAUGAAUCUUUACUAGAGACUAAGAUAAGUAUGCACGAUGAUUCUUUAAAUUCUAAUUUGGAACCCUCUGAUAGUGAUAAUGAAAAUUUCUCUGAUAAUGAAGAUGAAUAUAGUUUUAAUAAAAAUAUUAUAUUUUUUGAUGAUGAAGAUGAAGGUUAUUAUUACGAAUUAAGUACCGGCAAAACUUACAGAAAAUCAGAUCAUUCAAUCUGC
Molecule: messenger RNA, 609 nt
Organism: Dentiscutata erythropus
Lineage: Eukaryota; Fungi; Glomeromycota; Glomeromycetes; Diversisporales; Gigasporaceae
Source: the annotation of a GenBank genome assembly